Cryphonectria parasitica EP155 is the source of this 7806-nucleotide messenger RNA. RefSeq lists its product as uncharacterized. The record is from RefSeq and is a predicted model, not a curated record. The coding region runs from base 22 to 7698 and encodes 2558 amino acids. Gene Ontology annotation, molecular function: phosphopantetheine binding; fatty acid synthase activity; 3-oxoacyl-[acyl-carrier-protein] synthase activity. Gene Ontology annotation, biological process: secondary metabolite biosynthetic process; fatty acid biosynthetic process. The transcript has 10 exons. Lineage: Eukaryota; Fungi; Ascomycota; Sordariomycetes; Diaporthales; Cryphonectriaceae.
GUACCCCUGGCCGUAGUCGGUAUGGCAUGCCGCUUCUCAGGAGGCAUCGACAGCCCGGACAAGUUGUGGGAGUUCGUGUCUCAGGGACGCAGCGCGUGGUCCAAUGUGGACGAGACCAGAUUCAGACACGAGGCUUUCUAUCAUAAACGGAAUGACGGUUAUUCUAAUUCUUUUAUCAAGGGCGGCUAUUUUCUCCAGGAGGAUGUGGCGCUUUUUGAUAAUUCCUUCUUCAGCCUGACCGCCGAUGCUGCCGCAGCUAUGGACCCGCAGAUUCGAAUGCAGCUGGAGUUGACAUUUGAGGCCAUGGAGAGUGCUGGAAUUCCUAUGGAGAAGCUUGUGGGGACCGACACAGCCGUCUUUUCGGGCACGUUCACGCAUGACUACCACGAUAACUUAUUAGCAGACCCUCUCCGCUUGCCGCGCACCUUCAUCACCAGCACGUAUGCGGCCAUGAUGGCCAACCGCAUAUCUUACUUCUUCGACCUCAAGGGGCCGAGCGCGGCGGUCGACACGGGCUGCUCUACGUCGCUGGUGGCGCUCCACAUGGCGGCGCAGAGCCUCCGCGCAGGCGAGACGAGCUGUGCCAUCGUCGGCGGGUCUUGUCUUGAUUUUAAUCCCGAGAUCUUCUCGAGCCUGUCCUCUUUGGGAACAUGUGGGCCAGAUGGAAAAUGCUAUGCCUUUGACCACCGCGCACACGGGUAUGGCCGCGGAGAGGGGUUGGCAACCAUCAUCGUGAAGCGGCUGGAUGACGCGCUGGCGGAUGGAGAUCCGAUCUGUGCUGUGAUCCGGGAAGCAGGCCUCAACCAAGACGGAAAGACGGCUACGAUCACCUCGCCCGACCAAGAAGCCCAGCGACGUCUCAUUGAGGCCUGCUACCAAAGGGCGGGACUGGACCCGUCCGAGACGGCUGUGGUGGAAGCCCACGGCACAGGGACCAAGCAGGGCGACCGGGCAGAGGCGCGAGCCAUCGGAGAGGCCAUCAGCAGAACACGGCCAGCUGACAAGCCUGUUUAUCUGGCCUCGGUCAAGACCAACCUGGGCCAUACUGAGGCGACCUCGGGCCUGGCAUCGCUGAUCAAGAUGGCCAAAUCCCUGGAGCACGGCAAGGUUGCGCCCAGCAUCAACUUCGAGAGGCCCAACCCCGAGAUCGACCUCGAAGCCCUGCGGCUCAAGAUCCCCCAGACACUCGAGGACUGGCCCCUGCCAGGCAUUCGGCGUGCGUCCAUUAAUAACUUUGGCUAUGGCGGGACGAACGCACAUGUGAUUCUGGAAGAGGCCACACACCACGUCGACAGAGCCAAGCACUACUCUGCCACUCAUGACCAGCAGGGGCAGCAGGGACGGCGUCUAUUUGUUCUCAGCGCGCGGGACGAGGCGGCGACCAAGAGAAUGGCCACCAACCUCUGCGAGUAUCUCACCAAAACCACAAACAACAAGAACGACGUCUCAUGGUUCAACGACCUGGCCUACACACUUGGUCAGCGGCGGUCGAGAUUCGGCUGGACCCUGACAGCCACAGCUGAGUCGAAGCAGGAGCUGGUCCAGGCACUAUCAGACACGUCCCCUGGGCCGCUGCAGGCGUCCAACUCGGCCCCGAGGCUCGGAUUUGUGUUUAACGGCCAGGGCGCGCAGUGGUUUGGCAUGGGGAGGGAGCUUAUGGACUCGUACCCAACAUUUCUUAGGACACUUGAGGAGUGCGAUGCCAUCAUCCAGGGCUUUGGUGCGACCUGGUCUCUCGUGGAGGAGCUGCGGCGCGACCAGGAGACAUCGCGCGUGGACGAGGUGCAGUUCAGCAUGCCCUUGUCGUGUGCGGUGCAAUUGGCGCUGGUCUGUCUUUUGGAAGAGUGGAACAUCAGACCGUCGGCCGUGUGCAGCCACUCGAGCGGAGAAGUGGCAGCAGCAUUCGCGGCUGGGGCACUCGAUCUCGGCGAGGCCAUGGCCUGCACAUACUUUCGUGGCUUGAUCAACUCGCAGCACCUCGACCGAGACAGGAACACGAACAACAACAAAACUUCGACCUCGACCUCGACUACCACUGCAGGCGCCAUGAUGGCUGUGGGCCUGGGAGAGGCAGAUGUCGCAGCCCAUCUCGGCGCUGUCAGGUCUGGGCGGGUGGUGGUGGCGUGCGUCAACAGCCCGUCCAGUGUCACAGUGUCGGGAGACGCGCCAGCGGUCGAGGAGCUGGCGCAGGCGCUCACGGCCGAGGGAAUAUUUGCCAGGAGGCUCAAGGUCCAGGCGGCCUUCCACUCGCACCACAUGCUCGCCCUCGAGGAUGCCUAUCGCGCAGCCCUGCGCAGCCAUAUGAGGGGCACAGGCAAAAAGAGGACAUUCCGGGACGGCGUGGUCUUUACGUCUCCAGUCCACGGCGGCGUAGUCAACGAUGCAAACGAGCUAGGGCCCGAGCACUGGGUCCGCAACAUGGUUCAGCCCGUGCUAUUUGCCCAGAGCCUCCAGCGCAUGGUGCUAAGCGACAAGGCUGAGACCAAGGCUGGGACUGAGGCCGAAGGUCCAUCUGCGGCAGCAAAACAACCACAACAAAACAUCGACAUGCUGGUUGAGGUAGGACCACACGGUGCGCUUGCAGGCCCAAUCCGGCAGUGCCUUGGUGUUCCGUCGUUGCGGGCGCUCGGCGUCGGGUAUGGAUCCUGCCUGACGAGAGGACAGGACGCCGUGGCCACACUGCAGAGGCUGGCUGGAUCACUCCUGGCUGCAGGCGUCGCUGUCGACAUGGCCAAGGUCAACUUCCCCCAUGGCGGUCUGGACCGGCUCCGGGCCCUCUCAGGACUGCCCUCGUAUCCCUGGACCCAUUCGGUCCGUUUUUGGAACGAAUCUCGCACCAGCCGCGACCACCGGUUCCGGAGACACGCUGUGCACGAUCUACUGGGCAUCCGAGUGCCUGGUACCAGCAAUCUGUCGCCAGUAUGGAGGCACAUCCUGCGGGCAAGCGAGGUCCCUUGGGUGUACGACCACGUGGUCCAGUCCAACAUCGUGUACCCCGGCUCUGGCUAUAUUGCCAUGGCUAUUGAGGCCAUGAGGCAGCUACAUGAGGAGGAAGAGACAGGAGCUGUCGUCUCGGGCUAUCGGCUCCGUGAUGUGGAUAUUCUCAGAGCGCUGAUCAUCCCUGAGGACGACGAGGGUGUCGAGGUUCAGCUGUUCCUCGAGCCUGGCGACGAUAGAUUGCUGGCCGAGGGCUGGCGGCAGUUCCAUAUCUACUCUGCCCCUUCGCUGGGUGACGGCUGGGUCGAAAUCGCGAAAGGCCUCAUUGCUGUCGACUCUUCCAGCCCCGACCCAACCCAGCGCUACAAGAUGAGCCCCAAGGAUCUCUUCACAUCGCUUCAUGCCGUGGGCGUCAACCAUGGGCCCAUUUUCCAGAACCUCACAAGGAUCCGCAUGGCCGACGACAGAGCCGUGACCGCCUUCCAGGUCGCAGACUCGGCAGCCACCAUGCCACACAACUUCCAGCAGCCCCAUGUUGUCCACCCUAUCACGCUGGACGCCGUCUUCCAGGCCGCAUACCCGACGCUCUCGCCACAGAAGCGAAAACUCGUGGGCACAGCCAUCCCACGGCACAUCAAGGGCCUCUACAUCUCGGCGUCCAUCAGCAGCCGGCCAGGCCACCGCCUCCUGGAGCAUGCCUCACUCUCGAGCUGUAACCGGCAGGGCUUUGACGUAUCUGCAGCUGUACUAUCGGCCGAGGACGGCGCCAGAACCAGGUUCCCCCUCAUCGAGGUGGACAAGAUGCACUUCCAGAGCCUUGGGUCUCCCACCGACGAAGACGAGGGCCGCGCGCAAGAGAAGCUGUGCCUCGUCACGGAGUGGAGGGACAGUUUCAGCCUGAACGAUCAGAGGCCUCUGGAGGAAGCCCUAAAGUACCAUACCGCACCUGAGGAUGAAAAGACUACGGCACAGGACAUCCUUCGGGCCACAUACCACCUUGUGCACGACGCUCUCGCACAGCUCACGGAUGAGGACGUGCGCGGGCUGGCAUGGCACCACAGGGCGCUGCACGACUGGAUGCUUCGCCUCGAGGAGCAGGCAGCACAGAACGAGCUCGCCCCUCGCAGCGCCCGCUGGGCAGCAGCGUCGGCUGGGAGCAGGCAGAUGCUCUAUGACAAGGUCGCAGGGGCGAGCGUCCACGGGGCACUGGUGGUGCGCGUGGGUGCGAACCUGCUGGGCAUCCUGCGCGGCUCUGUGGCGCCCCUCGAGCUCAUGCUGCAGGAUCAGCUGCUGACCCGGUUCUACCAGGGCGCACUGCGCUUCGGACGCUCCACGACGCAGGCUGCCAGAAUAGCCCAGGCACUGGCAGCCGAGACACCCCGUGCACGAUACCUGGAGAUUGGAGGCGGAACGGGCGGAGCCACGAUGCCCAUCCUGCAGGCUCUAGGCGGCGGUGACACAGGCCAGUCUGCUCAGUUUGCCCAUUACGACUUUACUGAUGUCUCUGUGGGAUUCUUCCAGGCGGCACGCGAGAGGUUCCAGCCCUGGGCCGACAUGAUGAGCUACAGGGCGCUGGAUAUUGAGGAUGAGGACAUCGAGGGCCAGGGCUUCGAGGCUGCAUCGUACGACGUGGUGGUGGCGGCGCAGGUGCUCCACGCGACCAAGAACAUCACCGACACCAUGCGCAGGGUCAGGAGGCUGCUCCGUGACGGGGCCAGGCUGGUGCUCAUCGAGACCACGCGCGACACGCCCGACCUCACGCUCAUCUUUGGCACUGUGGCCGGCUGGUGGCUCAGCGAAGAGCCGGAGCGCAAACACAACCCCAACAUGUCCCUCGAGGCCUGGGACCGCGUGCUGCGGGCGACAGGCUUCAGCGGCCUGGACCUGAGCGCCUGGGACUGCGAGGACCCGACCCAUCAGUCCUUGAGCUGCAUCGUGUCGACGGCAGUGGCUCCUAGAGAGCCAGACUUUACAGGAGAGCAGGUGGUCCUGGCCUACGACAGCCAACAGUCCCAGCCACCACCGCCUGCUGAAUGGUGCCGUGAUCUUGUCGCGCACCUUGCACGCCAGACAGGCGUCCAAGCUGAGGUCUCGGACCUGGCACAGGCCGAUGUGGCGGGCAAGCUGUGCAUCUUCGUGUCUGGCCUGGACGGCACUCCACAACACUUCUCCGAGGCUGCGUUUGGUCGCCUCAGGUCCAUGAUAACGUCGGUCAAGGGCCUCGUUUGGGUUACCACGGGUGCCACCAUGGACUGCGCAGUGCCUGAGAAUGCUAUACACCUCGGCCUGGUCCGCACAGCCCGCAUCGAGGACAGCAGCAAGAUCCUGGCGACUCUGGACCUGGAUUUGGAACCUUGGCAGGGCGGUGGUGGCUGGCGUGCAGGUGCACACGACAUAAUCACGCGCGUCUUCAAGGCCGUCAUGGACAGGAACAGAGAGGCUGGCACGGUAGACUUUGAGUUUGCCGAGAGGGCUGGCCGCCUCCUGGUGCCGCGCCUCCAUCGUGAUCCAGCCGAGCACGAGGCCUUUACCGGUGGUGAGGGCAGGGCGCCCGAGCUGCACAAGUUCGACCAGCCCGAGCGCGUCCUGCGCAUGCAUGUUGAUGUUCCAGGCCUGCUCGACAGCAUCGUAUUCCGCGAUGAUCCCGAUGCGAGGCGCCCUCUUCCGGCGGACUGGGUCGAGGUCGCGCCCAGGGUGUUUGGGCUCAACUUUCGCGACAUUAUGGUGGCCAUGGGCCGGCUGGACGAGCCUGUGCAGGAGCUGGGCAACGAGUGCGGCGGCGUCGUCACCCGUGUCGGCGCCCUGGCGGCCCAGCAGAGUGGACUGCGUGUUGGCGACCGUGUGUGCGCCCUGACCUUCCACGGCCACUUUUCUGGCCGGGUGCGCGUGCCAUGGACUUCUGUGGCGCGCAUUCCCGAUCACAUAUCGUUUGAGGAGGCGGCCUCUAUAGGCAACACGUAUGUCACGGCACACUGUGCCCUCGUCGAGGCCGCGCGUGCUGAGGCUGGCGAGACGGUGCUGGUGCAUGCUGCCGCGGGCGGUGUCGGCCAGGCUUGCAUUGCCCUGGCCCAGAGCAGGGGCGUCGAGGUCUUUGCUACUGUCGGCACUCUCGAGAAGCGCCAGUUUCUGGUCACUACCUAUGGCAUCCCUGACGACCACAUCUUCUCGAGCCGUGAUGCCUCGUUCGCCCCACGCCUCCUUGCUGCCACGGGCGGCCGUGGUGUGGACAUUAUUGUGAACUCGCUCGCCGGGAGCCUCCUCGAUGAGAGCUGGCACCUGCUCGCCCCCUACGGCCGCUUUGUCGAGAUUGGGAAGCAGGACAUCCAUCGCAACAAGUCGCUUGACAUGGAGCCCUUCCGCAAAGCCCUGUCCUUUGUGCAUGUCGACGUGAUUCACCUGGUCGACUACAAGCCCAGAGCUACUCAGCGCAUCCUGCAGGACGUGAUUCGCAUGGUAGGCGACGGCACCAUCCAGAACAGGACUCCAAUCACAUCUUUUUCGCUGUCCGACAUUGCACGUGCAUUCCGAGUAAUGCAGGCCGGGAAGCACAUUGGCAAGAUUGUGAUUGUGCCCGGGCCUGAGGAUCGCGUUAAGGUAUGUUCAACCGCGCCCCCACUGCUCGUCACCGAACUCGCCUCCGAUGCCACAUUCCUCGUGGUGGGUGGCCUCAGCGGAAUUGGCCAAUCCAUCUCGCGCUGGCUUAUCGACCAUGGAGCCAAGAGCCUCCUUCUGGUGUCACGGAACGCACUGUCGAGGCCCGGGAGUGUCCAGUUCGGCCUGGAGCUUGCAGCUGCAGGUGGCGGUGCAGAGGUCACCAUUCGAGAUUGUGAUAUUAGCGACAAAGCCAUGCUGGCCGCUCUGCUCGAGGAACACCGGUCUUCUGGCAGGCCGCCUAUUCGUGGUGUCAUUCACAGUGGCAUGGUCUUGGACGACUCGGUGCUCGAGCGUAUGACCUACGCCCAGUGGUGCAGCGCGACCAAGCCCAAGAUCGAGGGUACACGGAACCUGGACGAGGCUUUUGGGGACGCACUGGACUUUUUCAUUGUCCUGUCGUCGGCCAAUGGCGUGCUGGGCUGCACCUCGCAAGCCAACUAUGCCGCCGGCGGCACGUAUCAGGAUGCUCUAGUGCGACGGCGGGCAGCACUUGGGCGUGCAGGCGUUGUGCUCGAUCUGGGGCUCGUCAACUCGGUAGGCUUCGUCGCUGAGACAGCCGGCGUCAAGGACCGCCUCGUCCGUAGUGGCGGACACCGCCCGCUCGAGGAGGCCGAGGUGCUGGCCCUGGUGGCCUACGCCAUCCGCAACCCUCGCCGGACUCCGAGAACCGCCCAGAUCGCCGCCGGUAUCACGGGUGCCGCCCUCGCCGACGGAGAGCCACGGUUCGCCGCCCUGUCGAGCCCGUCUUUGUCGGCCGACGGCACUGGGUCGGCAGGACACGAAGCCGUCACGGCUCUAGCCUUGCACGAGCAGAUAGCGCAAGCCUCGUCUGCCGCCGAGGCUGUGAUUGCCGUGCAGCAGGCCGUGGUGGCCAAACUAGCAGACAUGUUUGUCAUGCCCGAGGCCGACAUCGAUCCUGCCCAGCCCUUGUCCCGGUACGGCGUCGACUCGCUGGUCGCUGUCGAGCUGCGCAACUGGCUGGUGCCGCGCGCUCGCAUAGAAAUGAGCAUCUUUGAUCUUCUGGGAAGCUCCUCGUUGACUGGUCUGGCUGGCAAGGUCGUGCAGAGGAGCAGUGCUGCGCCGCAUGCCGAGAUUUCUACAUCAUGACCAUCGCUGUGGCCUUCUCCAGUUGCAUGUGGCAUGUCAGCUGGUCCGCUUGAUGUAUGUACAGGUUUUGUCAGCAGAGUGACUGGAAAUAAACACCUAUUGUCCCCC